This is a messenger RNA of Engraulis encrasicolus (European anchovy), 7876 nucleotides long. RefSeq names its product adenosine monophosphate deaminase 2a (gene ampd2a). Gene Ontology annotation, biological process: IMP salvage; AMP metabolic process. NCBI's taxonomy places the organism in Eukaryota, Metazoa, Chordata, Actinopteri, Clupeiformes, Engraulidae. The record is from RefSeq and is a predicted model, not a curated record. Gene Ontology annotation, cellular component: cytosol. The coding region runs from base 1347 to 4559 and encodes 1070 amino acids. Gene Ontology annotation, molecular function: AMP deaminase activity. The transcript is spliced from 19 exons.
AUUGUGAAUACAGCAAAGUUGCAGAAAUCCAUAAAUCUUGUCGCUGAACUGAACUUCGUUCGUACGCUAUAGCCUACGUGAGGAUACUCUAUAAACCCUCACCACAUAUUGGAAGUAGUCUAUUGCUGAUAGCGGUUGUUAGUAAAUGUUUACUGACCAACUCUUCAACUUUCUGAAACCUGUUUUUUAGUCAACUGCGGGAAACUGUUAUAUUACGUUAUCUUUUUGUUGACUGAAGCGGUUUCAGAUCCUCCCAGCAAGUGACGGUCUGUCAUUUCAACAAUGUCAAGUGAAUGCCAGGCAUCGGCCGUCCUGGUUGGCCCGAAUACUACAGUACCUCCCCGCUCUGCGCUCUGCCUGCUUUCUUCUCGUCCUCCACUCUACUCUAUUCCCUAUUGCUCUCUGUUGCUCUCUCUCUCCCUCUCCCUCUCUCUCUCUCUCUCUCUGUCUCUCUUUAUCUCUCUCUCUCUCGGUUGGGAGAUUUUCCAGGAAAGCUGAUUGUGCACGCUGCUAGUCUGCUUAAGUCCAUAACGUCACUCUGCCCAGAGCACUUCUCUCCCCACGUAUGGUAGCACUCGAUCCAACUUUCGUUUCCUGUUGUCCAACUCUUCGGCUUUGUUUCCUACUGUUUUUCUUACCAUAACUGGAGUUUUUUCUUCCUAUCCCUGGACGCUGGCUGCGGUGUUCCGUUCUCACGGAUAUUUUCUGCUUGUGUGUGUAAACUGGCACGUGCGUGUUGUUUUCACCACUGGAUUAGCCGUGACCUGCUGGUGGUAAUCUGUUGGUGGCUCUCCUCUCCUCUCCUCUGCUCUCUUCUCCUCUCCUCUGCUUUCGUCUGCUCUCCUCUCCCUCUCCUCUACUCUUCUUCACUCUCCUCUCCUCUUCUCUUCUCUCCUCUCCUAUUCUAUCUCAUCUCCUCUUCUCUCUUCUCCUCUCCUCUGCUCUCUUCUGCUCUCCUCUCCCUCUCCUCUACUCUUCUCUGCUCUCCUCUUCUCUCUUCUCUUCUCUUGUCUUCUCCUCUCUUCUGCUCUCCUCUGCUCUGCUCUUCUCUCCUCUCCUCUCUCCUCCUCUCCUCUGCUCUCCUUUGCUCCUCUCUCUUCUCUUCUCUUCUCCUCUGCUCCCCUCUCCUCUCCUCUCCUCUCCUCUUCUCUCCCCCCUGCUACUGCCGGUGACAUGGUGGUGCCUGGGACACCUGCAAGCCAUCUCGGCAGCCGCUAGCCUGGAGCUUCACGUGUCUCUUCCAUUUGGUUACGUCUCUACGCUGAGCUACUCUCCCUUAGCUAGCCCCCCCACCCCACCCCAACGCCAGACCCUCUUGCACCCUUCCCUCGUUCCUUGUAGUAGCAAUGUUAGCCCCCACCACCAACACCAUUGCUACUCUCAGCGUCUUCCGACAGCCUGGGCCGCGGUUACUGUGGCAACAGGGGAGGCGUGGUCACGGCAGGGAGUAUGGGGGAAUCCUGGGGCUGUCCUACCCACCUCCCCCUCCCCAUUAUCAGCAACCUCACCACUACUGGUCGUCCUCGUCCUCCUCCUCCUCCUCCUCCUCCUCCUCCUCCUCCUCCUCCUCCUCCUCCUCCUCUUCAGCCGGCCUCAUGAUGACGGAGGUAGGGAGGAGGAGUCAGGGAUUCACCUCCAGAGGAGCGCAGCAUCAGCAUCGGCAUCAGCAUCAGCACCAGCAGCAGCAUCCAGGGAGCCAGUGGUCCAGCCUUCCCCACCUCAAUAGCACUCCCCCUGGGUACCCCCUCAGCCCCAGUCCCAGCCUCCUCUGCCACCACCACCAACCGGUUGGCUCUCGUCCUCCUCCUCUUUCGCCUGCUCCGCCUUCUGUCCUUCCUCUGUCUCGUCCCGGCUCUCUCUUCCGCACUCUCACUCCUCCUCUUUCUCGUCUCCCUCCUUCUUCGACUGCCGCUACUCCUCCUCCUCCUCCCUUCCUCUCCCUCUCCCUCCGCCUCUGGCUGGGGCAGUGUUCGCGCCGCUCGCUCUGCUGCACUGGCUCACUCGCCGCCGGCCGCCACAAGAGCAGCAGCAGCAGGGACAUGUCGGCCUCCGCCGGAGACGCCCCGUCCUCGGGGAAGGGCAAGCCCAAGUCCCCCCUCCGCAAGCGGGGCAGCAUGCACAGCAAAACCAGCCCCGAUCUCCGUGGUGCCUCUGGGCCCAAGCCCCUGACAUCCCAGCGUUCUCUGCCGGGAACCCCUGUUGCACACUUCCCCGACCUGCGCACAUCCAUGGACGGGAAAUACAAAGAGAUCGCCGAGGAGCUGUUCACGCGCAGCCUGGCGGACAGCGAGAUGCGCAGCGCUCCGUAUGAGUUCCCGGAGGACAGCCCCAUCGAACAGCUGGAGGAGAAGAGGCACCGCCUGGAGAGGCAGAUCAGCCAAGACAUCAAGCUUGAGCCCGAGAUCUUGCUGCGUGCCAAACAGGACUUCAUGAAAAUCGACAGCGCUGCUGACCUGGAAUUCCUGAAGGAGCAGAGCAUGGAGGAGGUGGACCACGGAGCUGCCAAGAGCGAGGCCGUGCUGGAGCGCGAGUACCAGCGUGUCUCCAUCUCCGGAGAGGAGAAGUGCGGGGUGCCCUUCACAGACCUGGUGGACGCGGCCAAGUGUGUGGUGAAGGCUCUCUUCAUCCGUGAGAAGUACAUGGCGUUGUCCAUGCAGAGCUUCUGCAUGACCACGGCACGCUCGCUGCAGCAGUUGGGGGAGAAGCCGGUGGAGCUGCGCGUCUACGAGGAGAUCCCAGAGACCCCUGUGGCCGCAGAUGCCCCAGUGCACCCCCCUGUGUCCGAGACCCACCCGUACGAGGGCCAGGACCCCAAGAGCAUGCCUUCAGACAUGGGCUACGGAUGCAAGAUGGUGGACGGAGUCAUCCACGUAUACACCAAGAAGAAUAGCAUGGACAAGAGCACGGAGCUGGACCUGCCCUACCCCAACCUGCAGGAGUACAUCGCAGACAUGAACGUCAUGAUGGCCCUCAUCAUCAACGGCCCUGUGAAGUCCUUCUGCUACCGGCGUCUGCAGUACCUGAGCUCCAAGUUCCAGAUGCACAUCCUGCUGAACGAGAUGAAGGAGCUGGCAGCCCAGAAGAAGGUGCCCCACCGAGACUUCUACAACAUCCGCAAGGUGGACACUCACAUCCACGCGUCGUCCUGCAUGAACCAGAAGCAUCUGCUGCGCUUCAUCAAGCGGGCCAUGAAGAAGUACCCAGGGGAGAUCGUGCAUGUGGAGCGCGGACGCGGCCAGACCCUCAAGGACGUCUUCGAGACCAUGAACCUCACCGCCUUCGACCUCAGCGUCGACACCUUGGACAUGCACGCUGACCGUAACACCUUCCACCGCUUCGACAAGUUCAACGCCAAGUACAACCCCAUCGGAGAGUCCAUUCUGCGGGAGAUCUUCAUCAAGACGGACAACCACAUCGAGGGGAAGUACUUCGCCCACAUCAUCAAGGAGGUGAUGGCGGACCUGGAAGAGAGUAAGUACCAGAACGCCGAGCUGCGGCUCUCCAUCUACGGCCGCUGCCGUGACGAGUGGGACAAGCUGGCCAAGUGGGCCGUCUCGCACUCCGUCUACUCCGACAACGUGCGCUGGCUCAUCCAGGUGCCGCGCCUCUUUGAUGUCUACCACACGAAGAAGCAGCUGGCCAACUUCCAGGAGAUGCUGGAGAACAUCUUCCUGCCCCUGUUUGAGGUCACGGUGGAUCCACGCAGCCACCCUGAGCUGCACCUCUUCCUACAGCAUGUGGUGGGCUUUGACAGUGUGGAUGACGAGUCCAAGCCGGAGCACCACAUCUUCAACCUGGACAGCCCCCUGCCGGCCAAGUGGACCGAGGAGGACAACCCGCCCUACUCCUACUACCUCUACUACAUGUACGCCAACAUGACCGUGCUCAACCACCUGCGCAGGAGGCGUGGCUUCCCCACGUUUGUGCUGCGACCACAUUGUGGGGAGGCGGGGCCUAUCCACCACCUGGUGUCAGGUUACAUGCUGUCCCAGAACAUCUCCCACGGCCUGCUGCUCAGGAAGGCCCCUGUGCUGCAGUACCUGUACUACUUAGCCCAGGUGGGCAUCGCCAUGUCUCCGCUUAGCAACAACAGCCUGUUCCUCAGCUACCACCGCAACCCCCUGCCGGAGUACCUGUCCCGAGGCCUCAUGGUCUCCCUCUCCACAGACGACCCCCUACAGUUCCACUUCACCAAGGAGCCCCUGAUGGAGGAGUACAGUAUUGCUACCCAGGUGUGGAAGCUCAGCUCCUGUGACAUGUGUGAGCUGGCCAGGAACAGCGUGCUCAUGAGCGGCUUCGCGCACAAGCCGUAUAUGUGUCCGCAGACCAAGAGCUACUGGCUGGGGCCCGGCUACAACCAUGAGGGGCCCGAGAGCAACGACAUCCGCCGCACUAACGUGCCCGAUAUCCGCGUGGCGUAUCGGCACGAGACACUCAACGAGGAGCUGCACCUCAUCACGCACGCCGUGCUGACGCAGGACGCUGCCGACGAGGCGGAGGAGGAAGACCUGCUGUCCAUGGCCCCGCUGCCCGCCAGGCAGAACAACCCACAGAAGUAAUGACCCCAUCUGACCUGACCUGACCUGACCCAACCUGACCUCACCUGACCUCCACAUAGACAGGGGGUGCUGAAGAACAUGACGAGAGGCCUCCACCCUCCCCUGCUAAAGACCAUGAGAAGAUACCUCCACCCGCCCCUGCUGAAGACCAUGAGAAGAUACCUCCACCCUCCCCUGGAGAAGAUGCCUCCACCCCCAUUGCCCCACUGCCCACCAGACACAACAACCCAGCAGGGGGCACUGAAUAUGAUGAGAGGAUGCCCCCCACUCCUCUAAAGCAAUGAACAGACCUUCCCCAAAUGCACCCACUAUCACCACACAGCUCUACCCUUCAAACCAAGUGAAGUGUUGCUCUUUUCUUCUUAUGGCUUAGUGCAUCUGCCUUUACCCCACCCUGCCAUGAGUCAUGCUGUGUGCUGAGGAGGAGGAGGAGGAGGGGAUGAGGAAGAGCUAUAGAGGAGGAAAAGGAGAAGAAAGGAGGUGAUGAUGAGGCACACAUGGAUGAGGAAGAGAAGGGGGAGGGGAUGAGAAGGGGGAGAGGAAAGAAGAGGAGAGGCAGGAGGGUAAAGUGAGGAGGAGGAAGAGGAGGAGGAGGAGGAGGAGGAAGAUGAGAGGUAACCCCAAUUUCACUCAUCUUCUAAUUCUAGGUCCCACUGCACUGCUCGUGCUGAAAAAAUGAAGCCAAGGAAUAAUUAAAACAACACUGCAGGGUCCUCGCUUUAUAUCGGGCAAUUGGGAGUUUUUUUUGUUUUUGUUUUUUGUUUUUUUUAGUGUCAGAGGGUUGCCAUUUUGUUUUCUCAGUUGGCCUCCCUAAAUUUGUUUUGACCCGUACCACCACUACCCCCAAAUCCUGUAUCUGGAUGCAUAUACCAUGCAUAUACUACAUGGGAAGUAGUAUGUAGUAAUCUAUUUUAUUUUCUAAUCAGGUUCAAUUUCUAGAUCUACCCUCUUCACCGUGAUGUUUUUCAUUGUAAUAUUUUUCACGAUCUCCCAUGGUAAAGGUCAGGUUAUAUCGACCUCAUUCAGUGGAACACACCUGUCAGCUUCCUGCUUCUGCUAAUUGGGCCGAGGCUCAAUUUCUUUUUCUUUCCCUCCAAGUUGUUGAAGGUCACAUGAGUGUGAAGCCCCAUCCACGCUGACCCAAAAUUUCUGCCAUGUGACAUCUGCAUGCUUUUUAUAAAAUGCAAGGGGUUUUUUGUUUCUCUUUUCUUUUUUCCGUUACUCCAAUUUCUGCAAGCAGCUCCCGUUUCCUCACGUCAUGCUGCCUUACGAAAAUCAAACACUAUUUUGUCAUCUUCUUCCACGAUCUGUAGCAACUUUACGAAAUAUAAUUAUUUUGGCAAAGUCAAUAUUAGCUGCCUUAUUCACAAUCACACAGACUAACACUUAUCACUCAUCUCACACUCACGAAGCUUAACUGCAUAUUAACAUUCAUAUUAGCAUGAUACACACACGUACACACAUACACACUUGGACACAUGCACGUAUACCAACACACACACACACACACGCACAUACAUACACAUACACACACACACACACACUCACACACAUACACACACACACACACACACUCACACACAUACACACACACACACACUCACACACAUACACACACACACGGAUACACAGAAGGAAAGAGAGAAUGACAGAAGGGACAUGUUGGUUAAGAAAUGGAAACAAACCAUGUGGAGGAGCACAAGAGUGCUGUCUGUCUCUAACUGCAUGUUCCCUGUAUACUCUUCCAUCACAAUACUUUUAUUGGAUGGACAAGUCAUGGACCAAAGCUGUGGUCUGAGAGAAACAUUCCAAAGUGUGGACAUUGUAUAAUAAAUAUUAUAGUUUUACUGAAGACAAAAGAAGAAAAAUAUAAAUAUAUAUAUAAAUAGCUUGUAUAUUCCACAAUAAAUCUAUCUAUUUGAAUCAACCAAUGUAUACAGUUACAGUAUAUGCAGUUCACAAGGAGGAUGUUAGUGUAUAGAAAUAUGAUCCUAUCUGUGUAUGAAUACACAGGUAGCACUGUACAGUUAAGAGCAGUGUGAGCUAGAAAGGAUGCAGUACAGUACAGUCUGUGACAUUUGCACAUUAAUGUAUCUAAAUGAAGAUGGCAAGAUGUGAGAAUUUGCUGUCUGAGUUUGCAGAGUUUGCAUGUGUGAAGUGAAGCAUGUUGUCGUCUGGUACGGUUUGUACCGCCUGGGGUCGGUUUGGUUGGCCGGUCGGACGGUGGUGGGCUUUUCCUUCCGUCAUUACCUCAGAUAUCCCGGUGUUUCCCAACUGCGCCUGCCACCACCAUAGAUACAAUGUUGAACACUAGAUGUUGUAUUGACCACUGCUACCCAUUGGAAUGGUUGCCGCCAUCUCGGUACUGCAGUAACUCUGCUUAAAUGAUCAUCAGUAGAGGACAAGGCAAUAUACAAAUAAUCCUGCUGGUUAAAUACAACAUCUUUGCUGACAGUGUGAAUGAGGAACCCCAUAUACCAAAAUGGGAGUGUUUUAUAUUAAUGCAUGCUAAAUGGCUGAAUGCAAAAACAUCUAGUGUUCUAUGUGCAUCUAUGGCAGGCCCCUCCCACCCAACCUUGGCCCACCUCUCUUGACCCCUGACCCUGUCCCUGGCCCAGCGUGGAUAUCGAACACAAGAUGCCGUGUUCCGCCAAAGAGGUUCUAACAUUAUGUAAACCGGCUGUGGUUCCGCCUUUUGGCAUGGCCCAGCCUUGGGCGAAUGGGCGUAUUGCCUUGUCACCGAUUGAUUGCAGCGCUAUAUUGGCUAAACAUGGCGGCCAUGUGAAUUUAGCCAUUGGUUCCAAUCCAAAGGAGUGGUCAAUGCAGCCUGUAGUGUUCCAUAUCAAUGCAGUGAAAGCAGGUGUGGGGGUCAACCUGUGCCGACACCUCUGCAUGCUCCCCAGCGUGAUCUGUAAUGAAGCAACCAAUCAACCAACAAUCCAAGCCAAGAGAUCUCUGUGCCUUUUUUCACUUUUCGGUUUUUGAUUUCUGUUUCACUUUUCUUCUUUUUUGUUUUGUUUUGAAAGGCCUUCAGUGAGUCAUUGUCAUUACUAAGAUGGGCUUGAAGUCUCACUUUUUUUAAUUAUUAUUCCAAUUCAUCUCAUGCAGAGAGGAUUUACAUUCUAGUUAAGUGAAGUAAUCUGUCUGUGAUAUGUACAUACUAAGGAGGAGGUACAUGGGAAGAAAUAGCUGUUUGUUUACACAGUACUGCUAAAUGUGACAACCUAAACACACUAAUGCCUCUUCUCCACUGCCGGUUUUCUUGUAGGCCUACAGCUCGACAAAGCGAGACACGGCCCCCACUUCUUGCUUUUCGA